AUGGAACCUGGGGAAGCCCUCAGUGGACUCCGUGACCCACAGUGGCUGAUAGACACGGAGCCUCGCCCUCAUUCACCGCACAGCAGCGCACCCAGUGGCUCUGUGCCCGGAGGACAGACAGGAGGCCUCUGCGGAGCGGUAGUGAGGCUCCCUGGGCAGGGGUGGGGACCUCGUGGAAGGCCAAGGGUGGGGCCGAGCAGGGAGAAAAGCCGGAAGUACUCAGGAGUGUUUAAAGCCCCGGCCGUGUGUCUCCUUGAGGAUGAAGUUUGCUCCCCGGAAGCUGCUGCCCUGCUGCGCGCUCUGGGAGAGGAGAGACAAUGGAACCUCUCCGCGCCCCUGCCAGGGAGGCUGCUUAGUGUGCGCGUUUGGGGGAGCUGCCCCUUCACGCGGGGCAUGGGCCUUGGCGCUGUCACCCACUGGGCGGGGCUGGCUGUGGGGUCGCUGUGGCCACUUGCUGCCUCUUGCUCUCCUCCGUCCAGAGGCCGAGGAAGGACUUCGCCUGCCGCCCACCCCGUACUCACGAAAGGCUCCCGGCAACGGCAGUCCAGGAACUCGGUUGACUUCCCCCGAAAAGCGCCCCCCGGGCACCGGCUGAGGGCGGCCCACGCCUCGUCAGCGCGCCGCGCCACCUGCCCGAGCGUGGCCCCUGCAGCCAGCGCCCGGCUCCACCUUCCCGCGCACACCUGCUCCGGCGGCGCCGCGCACGUGCGCACCCCCCGGCAGGGGCUGGAGGGGGCCGGGAGUGCGGCUACGCGCGGACUACUUUUCGCGGACCCUCAGGCGGCGGGCGGAGGGAUCCCGCGCAGGAUCUUCGCGGAGGGGAGCGCGUGCGGGAUGCGGCCGUCAGCAGUGCGCCUGCGCGCCUGCCUCAGGCACCCGCCGCCUCAGGGACCCGCCGCAUCCGUCUCUGCCUUGGCCCGCGCCGGCUGUGGCGCGGAUCCUCCCCAUCGGCUUCCAGCAGCACUUCCAGGGCAGGGGCAGGAGGCUGGCGUCGGAGCGCCGGCUGGUGCAGCGGGAGGCGCGGGGCCGCACGUGCGGCCCCACCAGCUGUGCUGUCGCCGAAACCCGUUAUCCGGCCCCGACAGUCGGCGCCGGGAGGUCAUAGCCGGAGAGCCCUUCUCGGCGGCCCGCACCGCCGCGGGGCUGCGUCGAGGGUCCGGGACCGACGGCUGCCGGCGUGCCCUGGAGCCCUCGGAGAGCCGGCCGGCCAGAAGCCCCCUCGGAGUCGCCGCCCUAGCACCUGCCUUGCGGCCGCCGCUCGGUGCUAGCCUCAGGGAAGGAGCUUCGAGUUGUGCGACCCAAGAGCUCCAAAACCUGGGAAUUAAUCCAGCCAAUAUUGGAUUCAGCACACUGACCAUGGCAUCUGACAUUAUAUGUGUCCAAGAGAAAGUUGGUGAACCGGCGCAAGUGGUGAUGAUUGACAUGAGUGAUCCAGUGGCACCAGUCAGAUGGCCUGUCUCAGCAGAAAGCGCCAUCAUGAACCCAGCCUUUAAGGUGAUAGCUCUGAAAGCUGGGAAGACACUUCAUAUCUUUAAUAUUGAGAUGAAGAGUAAAAUGAAGUCUCAUGUGAUGGCAGAAGAGAUGAUUUUCUGGAAAUGGGUCUCUGUGAACACUGUUGCCCUGGUGACUGAGACCACAGUUUACCACUGGAACAUGGAAGGGGACCCCCAGCCUGUGAAGAUGUUUGAUAGACAUCGCAGUCUGGCAGCGUGCCAGAUGAUCCACUACCAGACUGAUGAGUACCAGAAGUGGCUGCUCCUCGUUGGCAUCUCAGCUCCGCAAAAUCGUGUGGUUGGGGCAAUGCAGCUCUACUCUGUUUAUAGGAAGGUUUCACAAGCCAUAAAAGGCCCUGCUGCUGCUUUUGCAGAGUUCAAGAGCGAGGGGAAUGCCAAGCCUGCCACCCUUUUCUGCUUUGCUGUACGCAAUCCCGCAGGGGGCAAGUUGCACAUAAUCGAAGUCGGAUAGCCCGCAGCAGGAAACCAACCUUUUAUAAAGAAAGCUGUGGAUAUGUUUUUCCCCUCUGAGGCUCAGACAGAUUUCCCAGUGGCUAUGCAGAUUGGAGUUAAACAUGGUAUUAUUUACGUGAUCACAAAGUAUAGCUAUCUUCAUAUGUAUGACCUGGAGUCUGGCAUGUGCAUCUACAUGAACCAUGUUAGUGCUGACACAAUCUUUGUAACUGCUCCACAUGAACCUACCUCUGGAAUUAUUAGUGUCAACAAAAAGGGACAGGUGCUGUCAGUUCGUGUUGAGGAAGAUAAUGUGAAUUAUGCAACCAACGUGCUUCAGAAUCCAAACCUUGGUCUGCAUUUGGCCAUUUUUGGUAACCUCGCUGGGGCAGAGGAGUUAUUUGAGAGAAAAUUCAGUACCCUGUUUGCACGGGGGAGCAGUGCUGAAACUGCCAAAGUAGCAGCAUCUGCACCAAAAGGAAUCCUGCGUACCAACGACACGGUUCAGAAGUUCCAGAGUAUCCCCCAGCCUGGGCAGGCUUCUCCUCUGCUCCAGUCCUUUGGAAUCCUGCUUGCAGGUCAGCUCAGCCAACUUGAAUCCUUAGAACUCUGCCGUCCAGUUCUUCAGCAGUGGCGCAACCUCUUAGAAAAGCAGCUGAAGGAAGACAAGCCGGAGUGUUCCAAAGAACUUGGAGAUUUGGUCAAAACUGCUGACCCUACACUCGCUCUGAGUGUGUACCUUCAGGCAAACGUGCCAAGCGAAGUUAUCCAGUGUUUUGCAGAAACAGGCCAAUUCCAAAAAAUUGUGCUCUGUGCCAAAAAGGUUGGCUAUGCCCUAGACCAGAUCUUUUUGCUGAGGAGUGUGAUGAGGAUCAGCCCAGACCAGGGCCUGCAGUUUUCUCAAAUGCUCGUGUAGGAUGAACAGCCACUGGCCAACACUGACCAGAUUGUAGCCGUUUUCAUGGAAAACAGUUUAAUUCAGGAGUGGACUUCCUUCUUGUUGGACGCCUUGAAGAAUAAUCGCCCAUCUGAGGGGCACCUCCAGACUUGCCUUUUGGAGAUGAACCUGAUUCAUGCACCCCAGGUUGCAGAUGCCGUCCUUGGAAAUCAGAUGUUUUCACAUUAUGAUAGGGCCCAUAACGCCCAGCUCUGUGAAAAGGCGGACCUCCUGCACCGGGCACUAGAGCACUACACUGACCUGUGCGACAUCAAGAGGGCUGUGGUCCACACUCACCUCCUCAGUCCUGAGACACUUCUUGCUUCCCAUUGGCUUGUCAGCUUCUUUGGCUCCUUGUUGGUGGAGGAUUCUCUGGCGUGCCUGUGUGCUCUGCUGUCUGCCAGCGUCAGACAGAACCUUCAGCUCUGUGUGCAGGUUGCCUCCAAGUACCACGAGCAGCUGGGCACGCAGCCCCUGGUGGAACUGUUUGCAUCCUUCAAGAGUUACGAAGGCCUAUUCUACUUCCUGGGUUCAAUUGUGAACUUCAGCCAGGAUCCAGAUGUGCACUUGAAAUACAUUCAGGCUGCCUGUAAGACGGGGCAGAUCAAGGAGGUGGAGAGGAUAUGCCGGAAGGAUAAUUGCUACCACCCGGAGCAGGUGAAGAACUUUCUGAAGGAGGCCAGCCUCACAGACCAGUUCCCCUUCAUCAUUGUGUGUGAUGGCUUUGACUUUGUCUACAACCUCGUCCUGUACUUAUACUGAAACAACCUGCAGAAGUACAUGAUCUACAUUCAGAAGGUCAACCCUGGCCGAAUCCCAGCCGUGGUUGGAGGGCUGCUUGAUAUAGAUUGUUCUGAGGAUAUCAUUAAAAACCUAAUCAUGGUGGUGAGAGGACAGUUCUCCACUGAUGAGCUGGUGGCUGAAGUAGAAAACGGAAACAGGCUAAAGCUGCUGCUUCUCUGGCUGGAGUCCCGGAGCCAUGAAGGCUGUGAGGAGCCUGCCACUCACAGUGCGCUCGCCAAGAUCUGCAUUGACAGCAGCAGCCCCGAGUGCUUCCUGAGAGAGAAUGCCUACAACAACAGCCUUGUGGUGCGCCAGUACUCUGAGAAGAGGGACCCACAUCUGGCCUGCCUUGCCUGGGAGAGGGGGCAGUGUGACCUUGAGCUCAUCGAGGUUUGCAAUGAGAAUUCUCUGUUCAAAAGCGAGGCCCACUACCUGGUUCACAGGAAGGACCCAGAGCUCUGGGCUCAAGUCCUUGAGGAGACCAGCCCAUCCAGGAGACAGCUGGUUGACCAGUUGGUACAAACAGCAUUGUCAGAAACACAGGAUCCUGAAGAGGUCUCAGUCACUGUGAAGGCCUUCAUGACAGCUGACCUGCCUAACGAACUGAUUGAGCUGCUGGAGAAGACGGUUCUGCAUACCUCUGUCUUCAGUGAGCACAGGAAUCUCCAGAAUCUGCUGAUCCUGACCGCCGUUAAGGCGGACCACACACGGGUCAUGGAAUACAUAAGCCACCUGGACAACUGCGAUGCCCCAGCCAUUGCCAGCAUUGCUGUCAGCAGUGCCCUGUACGAGGAGGCGUUUGUCAUCUUCCGCAAGUUUGACAUGAAUGCCUCAGCAAUCUGGGUCCUGAUCGAGCACAUGGGAAAUCUAGACCGAGCAUACGAGUUUGCAGAGAGAUGCAAUGAGCCUGCUGUGUGGAGUCAGCUGGCCCGCGCCCAGCUCCAGAAAGACUUGGUGAAGGAAGCCAUCGACUCCUACAUCAGAGCUGAUGACCCUUCCUCUUACCUGGAGGUCACUGAGGCAACCAGUAGGAGCAGUAAUUGGGAAGAUUUGGUUAACUUCCUGCAGAUGGCCAGGAAAAAGGGCCGUGAAUCUUAUAUAUAGACUGGACUUCUUUUUGCCCUGGCUAAAACCAGCCAUCUCUCUGAGCUAGAAGAUUGUAUUAAUGGACCCAGUGAUGCCCACAUCCAGCAGGUUGGAGACCGCUGUUACAAGGAGGGAAUGUACAAGGCUGCCCAGCUGCUCUACAGCAGUGUUUCUAACUUUGCCCACCUGGCUUCCAACCAGGUCCACCUCGGGGAGUAUCAGGCAGCGGUGGACAGCAGCGCCAAGGCCAAGAGCACGUGGACGUGGAAGGAGGUGUGCUUUGCCUGUGUGAAUGGGCAGGAGUUCUGCCUUGCACAACUGUGUGGUCUUCACAUCGUUGUUCAUGCAGACGAGCUGGAGGAACUGAUACACUAUUACCAGGAUUGGGGCUACUUUGAGGAGCUGAUCUCCCUCCUGGAGGCAGACUGGGGCCUGGAGCGGGCCCACAUGGGCAUGUUCACAGAGCUGGCCAUCCUCUACCCUAAAUUCAAGCCGCAGAAGAUGCCAGAGCACCUGGAGCUCUUCUGGUCCCGUGUCAACGUCGCAAAGGUAAUCCGAGCUGUGGAGCAGGCGCACCUCUGGGCACAGCUGGUGUUCCUCUGUGACAAGUGUGAGGAGUAUGACAACGCCAUGCUCACCAUGAUCAAUCACCCUACAGAUGCCUGGAGAGAAGGGCAGUUCAAGGACAUCAUUGCCAAGGUUGCCGAUGUGGAACUCUGCUGUAAAGCCCUGCAGUUCCAUGUGGAUUACAGACCUCUGCUCAUCAACCACAUGCGGCUUAUGCUGGUGCCCCGGCUGGACCACACCCGGACGGUCGGCUUCUUUUCAAAAGCGGGCCAGCUGCCUCUGGUGAAGCCUUACCUGUGGUCAGUUCAGGGCCACAACAACAAGAGUGUGAAUGAGGCGCUCAACCACCUGCUGAUGGAAGAGGAGGAUUAUCAGGCUGUGUUCUCCUAGAACCCUAGGAGAGCGUCUGUCGAUGCUUAUGACAACUUUGACAACAUCGCCCUGGCACAGCGGUUGGAGAAUCACCAGCUGAUCGAGUUCAGGCACAUUGUUGCUUAUCUGUACAAGGGCAGCAGCUGGUGGGCCCAGAGCGUGGCGCUCUGCAAGAAAGACCAUCUCUACAAGGUCACUGUGCGUCUGCCUUGGUUGUGGGACGCCAUGGAGCAUGCUGCCAAGUCCCGGGAUGCUGAGCUGGCCGAGAAGUUGCUGCAGUGGUUCCUGGAGGAGGGCAAGCAGGAGUGCUUCGCGGCCUCUCUCUUCGCCUGUUACAACCUGCUCUCCCCAGAUGUGGUGCUAGAGUUGGCCUGGAGACACAACCUCCUGGACCUGGCCGUGCCCUGCUUCAUCCAGGUGAUGAGGGAGUACCUUAGCAAAGUGGACAGACUGGAUGCCUUAGAGAGUCUACACAAGCAAGAGGAGCGUGUGGUGGAGCCCUCCCUUCUCCUGUUUGGCCAGCAGCUGAUGCUGACUGCAGGCCCUGCUGCAGGCCCAGGCCCAACUCGCUUCCCCUGUGGAUAUGCUUCCACUCCCGCCUUCACCCAGCCUCUGGUGUACGGCUUCAGCGUGUCCUGUGUGCUCAGUAGCAACACCCCCUCUACCCAGUUCACCAAGGACCGCAUCACCCCAGAAGCACAGAGGACCCCGAGGGGAGGCGGGGACACCUGGACUGACUUUAUUUUGGCUGGGGCCCGUUGAUGGCAGCCUCCCAGCCGUUCUGGAUCCUGGGGAGGCCAGCAUAGUCACUGACUGCCCGAGAAGACCAGCUUCAGCCCCCGGCCCAGGGAGGUCAACUUCUGCCUCCAGGCCCUCUGGCUGGAGCCAGGCGUUCCUAGGGAGUUCCAGUCCGCACGGAUUCCCUGGCGCUUGGCGGGAGGGGCACCCUCUCUUCAUUCGGCACUGGCAGAGCUGCCCCCUCCAGGCCGCUUUGCAGACACAACUGAACGUAUAACCUGGCUCCGAGCCUCCUGCCGAUUGUGAAUAUUAAAGUUGGUUUAUCAAGGCAAAGCUUCCCUGCUUGGUGCUGGUUGGGUAGGAGAGGACAAAAGAUUGCUGAGACCUCUGUGGGGGUGGGGGACCUGCGUGUGCCCUGGAAGGCAGUCCGGGGGAUACAGCCGGGCUGUAUUAGGGCCUUUUCCCGACCGUGUGCACUGCACGGAACUCUCACUCCCGUAGGGGGAGUAGUAUCCGCACAGCCUUCAAACAGCAAGCAUGGGGUGAGGCCCACAUGUUUCGGGGAGGGUCUGCCCCUCUCCUCCACCCCCGAUCUCCGGCGGUCCUGUCGCUCCUGGCGCAGACCCCAAGAUCCGCUCCUUCCCACGCCGCACUCUGCUCGAUGCCCCAGCGGGUUUUACACACUGCACCUUGACCCCCCGGUCCAGGCCGAGUGGCAGCGCCGCCUCCCAAGGACCAUGCCUCCGCCCCCACCACGCUUGGUUCUCCGGACACCCGGGCUCGGGCAUUGGUUGGGUCGUCGUCUCCGCCUCGGCGCGCCCCGCCCCGGCCUCAGUUUCCCGGGCUGCACGGGGCGGGCUGGGGGCGGGGCCCGGCUCGGACCACGCGGGGCGGAGCUCGGGAGCUGACGCGGCCGCCCCGCCCCCCAGACCAUAACCCGCCGCCGCCGCCGCCGCCGCUGCUGCUGCCCCCGCGGACCGAGCGCCCAAGGCAGGAGGCUCGGACCCGAGGCCGACGUCGGGCGUCU
Equus quagga is the source of this 7456-nucleotide messenger RNA. It is a transcript of the gene CLTCL1, whose product is annotated as clathrin heavy chain like 1. Lineage: Eukaryota; Metazoa; Chordata; Mammalia; Perissodactyla; Equidae. Gene Ontology annotation, cellular component: clathrin coat of coated pit; clathrin complex; clathrin coat of trans-Golgi network vesicle. Gene Ontology annotation, biological process: receptor-mediated endocytosis; intracellular protein transport. The record is from RefSeq and is a predicted model, not a curated record. Gene Ontology annotation, molecular function: structural molecule activity; clathrin light chain binding.